UUCCUUCUCGGCCCGGUCAUGUCCCCAAUUUGCUCAUUGCUCUGACUAUCUCUGAGGGGUUAACAAACCUCCCAAGUCCUUUUGAACUUUGUUUCAUCGGUGCUUGUGAUUAUAGUCUUCCUUUAACACCAAGAGUGUAAUUCACAGCUGCAGGAGCUGCAGGGGAAGUGGGAGGUGUUAAAUUAAUUCCCAUGUGUAAAAGUGCCGGUUCCCGUGAACUACAUACAAUUAAAGUGUUGAUCAUUGCCCCCAUUCAUGAACACAUCAUAAAUGUCCCCUUCGGGGUGACAUACGAAAAAAUUGGAACGAUACAGAGAAGAUUAGCAUGGCCCCUGCACAAGGAUGACACGCUUUCCCGGAGUGGUAGAUCUACGGAUCUCAAUAUUUAUUUUGCUUUUUGCCGCGAAAAUCCAGUUUUGUUAUUCUUGUGUAGGGGCCAUGCCAAUAUUUUCUCCUUCUGCUCUAAUUUUGGGAAAAGUUCAUCCUUGCGCAGGGGCCAUGGUAAUGUCAUCUACUUCUGCUCAAAUUUUGGCAGAAAAGGUCAUCCUUGAGGGCCAUUACAGGGGCCAAAAUACUUCAAUGCAUGGUUCAACUGGCAAAGUGAAUGCCAUGCACAGCCGUGCAGUGGCCUUCAAUCGCAUGUUUCUCAAGUUCCUCAAGAUCUGGCAGUUGCAGCAACCCCAGUUAUGAAUCCAGCACCACUGGUAAGCAGA
This is a messenger RNA of Lentinula edodes (shiitake mushroom), 713 nucleotides long. RefSeq lists its product as uncharacterized. Lineage: Eukaryota; Fungi; Basidiomycota; Agaricomycetes; Agaricales; Omphalotaceae. Bases 192 to 551 code for a protein of 119 amino acids. The record is from RefSeq and is a predicted model, not a curated record. The transcript has 3 exons.